Stomoxys calcitrans (stable fly) is the source of this 594-nucleotide messenger RNA. Its product is annotated as histone H4-like. The transcript has 2 exons. The coding region runs from base 1 to 594 and encodes 197 amino acids. Gene Ontology annotation, molecular function: protein heterodimerization activity; DNA binding; structural constituent of chromatin. NCBI's taxonomy places the organism in Eukaryota, Metazoa, Arthropoda, Insecta, Diptera, Muscidae. The record is from RefSeq and is a predicted model, not a curated record. Gene Ontology annotation, biological process: nucleosome assembly. Gene Ontology annotation, cellular component: nucleosome.
AUGACUGGUCGUGGUAAAGGUGGCAAAGGCUUGGGAAAAGGUGGCGCUAAACGUCAUCGUAAAGUGUUGCGUGAUAACAUCCAAGGUAUCACCAAGCCUGCAAUCAGACGUUUGGCUCGUCGUGGCGGUGUAAAGCGUAUCUCUGGAUUGAUUUACGAAGAAACCCGUGGUGUCCUGAAGGUGUUUUUGGAAAACGUUAUUCGUGAUGCUGUCACCUACACUGAACACGCUAAGCGUAAAACCGUCACCGCUAUGGAUGUCGUCUACGCUUUGAAGAGACAAAUGACUGGUCGUGGUAAAGGUGGCAAAGGCUUGGGAAAAGGUGGCGCUAAACGUCAUCGUAAAGUGUUGCGUGAUAACAUCCAAGGUAUCACCAAGCCUGCAAUCAGACGUUUGGCUCGUCGUGGCGGUGUAAAGCGUAUCUCUGGAUUGAUUUACGAAGAAACCCGUGGUGUCCUGAAGGUGUUUUUGGAAAACGUUAUUCGUGAUGCUGUCACCUACACUGAACACGCUAAGCGUAAAACCGUCACCGCUAUGGAUGUCGUCUACGCUUUGAAGAGACAAGGCCGCACUUUGUACGGUUUCGGCGGUUAA